Molecule: messenger RNA, 2209 nt
Organism: Gasterosteus aculeatus aculeatus (three-spined stickleback)
Lineage: Eukaryota; Metazoa; Chordata; Actinopteri; Perciformes; Gasterosteidae
Gene: cenatac
Product: centrosomal AT-AC splicing factor
Source: RefSeq, a predicted model, not a curated record
GGGGGUCACGUCGAGAAGGCAUCGCUUCCUGUGGCACAUCGCUAGCGCUUGUUGACUUGUGUUUUGUUUUGCCGCAGUAGAUGGGUUAGGCUGGACGGGUUUUUUCAGUCUAAGUGUAUGUUAGGGGUUUAGAAAAAGUUCUAAAUGGGAGCAUAUUAUUGUGCUAUUUGCAGGCAAACAACAUUCACUGGAAAGGGACACAUCUUCGGCAAAAACCACCAAAGCAGACUUCGAGUGGUUCUUCUCAAAUUCUUAGAAAAGGUGAAAGAAGCUCGUCGAACACUUAAAAAACCCCAAGUAGAAAAGUUUUACUGCACCCAGCCGAAGAAGACGUUCUGGUGCUACUGCUGUGGCUGUGAGAUUGAAAGAGAUGUUACCGACGGGAACAUGAAUGUGCUGUAUGGAGGCUUGUUGGAGCACAUGGCCACCCCGGAACACAGGAAGAAUACUCACAAGUUCUGGUGGGAGAAUAAGGCCGACCCCAAGUUGAGGGACAAGGUCAUCAUCACAGAGGAGGAAACCGAGAGGUUUAAAGCCGAGGUGGAGAAAGCAUUGGACUCAUUUGUGGAGAUAGAGGAUGAAUUUAUUAAACAGCAAGCUGAUACCAUCCGGACCCAGGAAAAGAACCGCAGAGAGCUCUUCCAGUCUCUUUUAGAGCGGGACACAGAGCCAGAGUUGUUCAAUGGACCCAACGGCACAGACAAGUCUGCCGAGGAAGCUGUCAGCUCUCAAUUUACACCUCAGGGAUCCCACCAUCAGGCGGGGAGCAACGUUGUCAAGUCAAUGGUCAAAGCUCCUCGUGCUGGAUCAGGACAAGGUCUGACCUUCAUCGGCUACCAGGAUUCAAACACUGGAAAUGUACAUACAGGCGCCUUACCUCCGUGGCUCCAGGAGGAUCCUCUUGAGGGGACCUCCGCUGCUGCAGGACAUCCUCAGAUUGGCCCAUCGCUUGAAGGGUUCCUCAAACAGAAGGAGCAAGAGAAGCUGAAGAAACUUCCACCCAACAGAGUGGGCGCCAACUUUGAUCACAGCUCACACACAGACGCCAACUGGCUCCCCUCCUUUGGCAGAGUGUGGAACAGUGGCCGACGCUGGCAGUCCAGGCACCAAUUCAGACAAGAGGAAGGACAGAAAAAAAGGCCGAAGAGGAAGAAGGAGCUUGACACAGAGGGGUCGAAGAAAGCAAAAACGACUGAACAGUCGACAAACUCUGUCGAUAACUGAUUAUUAUUAUUAUGUGAGAAGUGAAUGAAGGGAUGUAUAUAGUUUACAAGAUGUGAAUGAGAUUUUCUUUUUGAGUGGUUGUGCUGUGUUCAAAUGAUCCGGCUUUCUCUAUAACCUACUCGACCAAGUGUGCAGUAUAGUUCAUAUAAACUUGGAUUCAUUUCUUAAUGGUUUUGUGUUAAACACUUUGUGGUCCAACUUCACAAGAUCAUUUCCAAAAUAAUUUCCUAGAUUAAAAUGUGUAUGCUCACGUCACACUCAAAGAUUUAAAGAUUGUGUUUUUAAGCGAGUUACUUGUUUCACCACAGCUUUUUGCAACAAUAACAUGACAGUUCUGAUAAGUGGGCAGCAGGGGGCGCCAGCCGCUGGACUGAUCUCACCUGCUGUGUGAUAACAUGAGGCUCUAUGAGAGCAAGCUGUUGAGGCCAACAUUUAGACAACAGCUCUGUUAAGGACCUCACAUUUAAUAUCCACUUGAACAAUAUUUGUCUGUAUCCAGCAAAGAUAAAACUCAUCAUUGAUGAAUAACUUUUGUUUCUGCCCCCUUUUUCUGACCUAUCAGUGUUACUCCGGAAACAAUUCUAAAUUGGAAUAUGCAGAAUUAGAGCAGCAGCAGCAGUAGUUGUUGUAUGGACCUCAGCAGAAGAAAAAAACCUUUUGCAGAGAACUCGUUCAACCAAAUGAAGAACUUUCAUUUCCCCUUUCAGAACAUGAUAGAGAAUGCAAAUGUUUGCCGCUUUGACACAAGAUGUGACCAAAGACAGUUGAUUAAGCUUUAAAUUGCAAUUGGUCAAUACUACUACUCUCCUGAAUUGAUCCACAAGGAGGAUUCAAUUUUGUAAUGCAGACUUUAGCAGUGCUCAAAACGUGUGUGUUACUUGACCACUGGUUUUGUAAUAGCUAUAUAGCUAAAAGGUCCUGCAACAUGUGAUGCAGCAUAACCGAUGAAGGAUAACAUAAAUAAAGAGAGGUCAGUUUUCGAUGA